AUGGAAUACAAACCCGAUUCUAAUAUCAACGGCUUGCAAAAGACAAACACAAAUGAUGGCCCAAGUAAACGCCGAAAAACGGCUCAAUUUGACGUUGAUCAGUCACCCAACGAUGCGCCAGAAGAUAACCGGGUUGUUGUACCCACUAAUGAAGACGUCGGAGAAGUCGGGGAUGAACAGUUUCAGGAUGAGGACCCUCUAUCAGAUGAUGGGCAUGAGGAGGGCUUCGAUGACUCUGAUUAUGUGGAUGGGUGUUCCGACGACUCCGACCAAGAAUCCAAGGAUCCAGGUAUCAUCGACAUAGAAGAUGACCAGGAGCCAGACGAUGACAAGACUCCCCCUUACUUGUCUGGUUCAGGGACUGAUGAUGAUGAUGAUGAUGAUUCUAGUUCAUCUAACUCCGACGCUUAUGGUCACUCUCCCUGA
Chenopodium quinoa (quinoa) is the source of this 426-nucleotide messenger RNA. RefSeq names its product acidic repeat-containing protein-like. The transcript has a single exon. Lineage: Eukaryota; Viridiplantae; Streptophyta; Magnoliopsida; Caryophyllales; Amaranthaceae. The coding region runs from base 1 to 426 and encodes 141 amino acids. The record is from RefSeq and is a predicted model, not a curated record.